Messenger RNA from Sinocyclocheilus grahami, 1547 nucleotides. Its product is annotated as transcription factor Sox-18-like. Lineage: Eukaryota; Metazoa; Chordata; Actinopteri; Cypriniformes; Cyprinidae. Gene Ontology annotation, molecular function: RNA polymerase II cis-regulatory region sequence-specific DNA binding; DNA-binding transcription activator activity, RNA polymerase II-specific. Gene Ontology annotation, biological process: positive regulation of transcription by RNA polymerase II; vasculogenesis; lymphangiogenesis. The record is from RefSeq and is a predicted model, not a curated record. The coding region runs from base 55 to 1002 and encodes 315 amino acids. The transcript has a single exon. Gene Ontology annotation, cellular component: nucleus.
AACAGCAAACACAAAAAGUAGCACAAUGAAUCCUGAAACAAUAACACUGAUUGGAUGAUGUUUUUAGGUCAAUCCUGGAAGGCUCUAAGCACACUAGACAAGCGUCCGUUUGUGGAGGAAGCCGAACGACUGCGUUUGCAGCACCUCCAGGAUCACCCGAACUACAAAUACCGUCCUCGCCGCAAGAAACAGCCCAAGAAGAUGAAACGAGUGGAACCGGGUUUGCUCCUCCAAGGCCUCGCUGGCGGCCCAGGACUAGGAGAAGCUUACUCGCUACACUGCCAUGCCCAUCAUCUGCUGCCUCCUCUGGGACACUUCCGAGACCUCCACCCCUCCAGAGCUCCAGAGCUGGAGAGUUUCGGCCUGCCGACGCCAGAGAUGUCACCGCUAGACAUGUUGGAGGAGGGAGGCGGAGAUUCAGUGUUUUUCCCCCCUCACAUGCAGGAAGAUGUGGGUCUGGGAUCGUGGAUAAACUACCACCAGCAUCCAAACCAUCAAACUGGCCACCACCCUCACCACAACUCCCAUAACCUCCAGCAUUCCCACCCACACCUCAACCAGAAGUCUCCACUGGCCAGCCUCCCGCUGCAGGAGAAAUGCCUGGUUGUCGAGUCCACGAACCCUAACGGUCUCUACUCCAACAUGAGCCUCCCAGAAUCUUCCAAGGCUCCUCACACUCCCACACCUGCAGGCUAUUACGGUCAGAUAUACGGGAGCAGUCAGUCCCAGCCUGCCUUCACCUCUCAUCUGGGCCAGCUGUCUCCACCGCCCGAGACCUCGGCAGUCGCUCAGGUCGCUCCGCCUUCUCUGGACGCUGUGGACCAGCUGGGACCCUCAGCCGAGUUCUGGGGCGAAGUGGACAGAAUUGAGUUCGACCAAUACCUGAGUGCGAGCAGGACUCGAUUGAACAGGAACGCUCCAUGCGAGGAGAGCAGCGCUUUGAUAUCAGCCCUGUCCGACGCCAGCAGCGCAGUCUACUACAGCGCGUGCAUUACAGGAUAAAACUGCUUCCGCAAUCUCCAUGCAGUCCUGAAGUCUGGUGCACAUAUAGCUUCUUAUUUUUUUAGUCUCAGAUCUUUUUGAUUUAUUCGAUGUACCUUCUUCAGGGAAUCAUCUUGCCCGGUUUCACGAAUCACUGGAGGUUACUGAACUCUUUACAGGAUGGUUCUCACCGUAUAGACUUCACUAAAUUGCAUUUCACAGUAUGACUAGUCAUUUCUGGUCUUGAUAACCUGUACUUUCUGAGACUGUGGUCAAAUUUAACCGAUAAUUUUGCUGACUCCAUCCAGCUACUGUAUGCUUAUGGUCUCAAAUGAGGGUACUGGGACUUGGAAGUCAAGAAUGUGAAUAUUUUUGCUAUAUAUAUAUAUAUAUAUAUAUAUAUUAUUUGCCUUUUAUAUUGUUUAUUUCUAUUUUUAUAGACAUUUUAUAAAAGGUUGUAUGAAAAUAUGUUUUGCACUGGGUAUGUGAAAACCACUCAAGAUUUUUAAACUGCACUUAAUAUCUUUCAAACACUCUUUUUUUUCAUGACAUCUGACAUAUUUUGA